AUGGGCGAGACCGAGGUUGUCAACGAGAAGCGUACCGAUGCUGUGGACACAGCUUCGUCGGAGUCGCAGCUGAGCUCUGAAGCUCCCCAGACCAAGCAGUCCGGGUCAGGCAUCCUCACAUUCUUCCAACUCCUCAUCUACGCGCACCCGACAUGGCGCGACUACCUCCUCUUACUUAUCGGCACCGUUGCUGCCAUUGCCUCCGGUGUCCCAUUCCCUCUCAUGGGUAUCAUCUUCGGUCAGCUUCUAGAUGACAUGAACGACAGCAGUUGCGAUCCAGAGCUUGACAUCUCUCUUGUCGAUCCUGCUAUCGCCAAAGCUACUCAGCAUGAGCUUCAAAAAGAAGUAAACAAGAAGGUUCUCAUCCUAGUAUACCUAGGAAUCGCGUCCUUCGUCCUCAUUUACACCUACAUCGUCUCCUGGAACCUCUUCAGCCAGCGGUUAGCCCAGCGUCUAAGAGAAAAAUACUUCAUCUCCCUCCUCGGCCAGGAUGCGGCCUUCUUCGACACUCGCAAGGCUGGUGAGGUCUCGUCGAGACUCAACAGCGAUAUUCAGGUUGUCCAGACUGGAACCUCCGAAAAGGUCGGCAUGUACAUUGCCACAAUCUCCUUUUUCAUCACCGCGUACGUCGUCGGUUUCACGCGAGACGCCAAGCUCGCCGGCAUGCUCAUCUCUCUGGCCCCGGCUUUCCUUCUCAUGGGCAUUCUCGGAGGACAUUACGUCGAGAAGUUUACCGGCGCCGUGUCCGCGGCCGUGGGACAUGCGUCGUCUGUUGCCUCUGAAGCUCUAACCCAUAUUGCUGUUGUCCACGCCUUUGGUGCCGCUCCGAGACUCGAGGAAAAGUUCUCGAACAACAUGUUGACGGCGCAAAAAGCCGGUAUCAAGAAGGCAAUUACGACUGCUAUCCAGGCCGGUGCGCUUUACUUUAUCGCAUUUUCUGCCAAUGCGUUAGCGUUUUGGCAGGGAAGUAUCAAGAUCGCCGAUACCGUCGAGGGCAAGGGCAACAAUGCCUCCAUUGGUCAAAUCUACACCGUGGUAUUCCUCAUCGUGGAUGCCUGCGUCCUACUCAGCCAAGUCGCGCCCUUUUUGUCCUUGUUCAGCGGCGCCUCUGCUUCCUUCAUUAAGCUGAGGGACGAUAUCAGCCACCAACCUGCUAUCAACGGUACCAGCGACGAUGGCGUACGGCCGAGCAAGCCCGCCGAAGGCACAAUCGAGUUUAGAAACGUUGAAUUCGCGUAUCCCUCCCGCCCCAACCAGACCACCCUCAAGGACGUUUCGAUCACGAUUCCCGCUGGCAAGCAUACAGCUGUCGUCGGCCCAUCUGGUGGAGGCAAGUCGACUAUCGUUGCUCUACUUAUGCGUCUUUACGAUCCCAUCAAUGGAGAGCUAUUCUUGGACGGAAUGCCUUUGAAAGACCUCAACGUCAAGUAUGUCCGAAGCCUUAUUGGCAUGGUCCAGCAGGAGCCGACUCUCCUCAACCGGUCCGUCUUGGAGAAUAUUGCUCUGGGUCUCGUCAAUUCGUCCAACCCCAAGCAUGCAGAGCUCCAGCCCGCCCUGAUCAGCCCCGAGCUGCAGAAGCUUGCCGCCGAGGUCAAGGAUGGCAAGGAUAUGAUCGAGGCCUCUGCCAGCUACAGUGCCGGCGUCCAGACCAUCGCCAAGCUUGUUGCUGAGGCAGCUGACCUUGCCGACGCGGCCCCCUUUAUCAAAAAGCUUCAGCACGGCUUUGGUACCCCUGUCGGAACUGGGGGAUCGCAGCUCAGCGGUGGUCAGAGGCAGCGUGUUGCCCUGGCUCGAGCUCUCAUCCGCGAUCCCAAGAUUCUCGUCCUCGACGAAGCCACUGCCUCCUUGGACUCGGCAACCGAGCAGCGCAUCCAAGCCAACCUGGAGCGCAUUUCCCAGGGCCGCGCUGUUCUCUCCGUUGCGCACCGUCUCUCAACCAUUAGGAAUGCUGACAACAUCAUCGUAUUCAAGGCUGGUGGUGUCGUCGAGCAAGGUACUCACAGCGAGCUCGUCGCACUCGGCGGCGAAUACGCCGAGCUUGUGCGGCUCCAGAGCUUGGAUAAGGAAGAUGACGACGACAAUGCCUCGACGGUGCGAGAGGAGGCCUCCCUCGAGCUGAGCAAGGCCGAGCGUAUCGAUACCGUCAAGAGUGAAACGGGCGUCGCUGAGCCUCCCCCUAGCUCGGAACAGGGAUCCGAGGCUAGCAAGGAAGACGACGAUGCCCUCAAGGCUCACAUGCCUGGAGGUGCUGUGGUGAAGAAGAUUGGUUAUUUCAUUCGCCCCAACAUACCGUUUGUCCUCAUCGGAUGCGUUGCCGCCUUUAUUGUCGGCUGUACCUACUCGGCUACCGGUGUCAUCUUUGGACAGACGGUUGGCAGGGUCAAUUCAUGCACAGAGCCGAGCACGAUUCGAUCUCUGGGUAAACUCAUGUCUGGACUGUUCUUCAUGAUAGCCUGCGUCGAGUUCCUGGCCAACUUCUCUAGUUGGUCGUCUUUUGGUCUUAUCUCCGAGAAGCUCUUGUACCGACUGAGAGUUCUCUCUUUCAGGUCCCUGUUCAAGCAGGGUCUGGACUUUCAUCAAUCCCACCGCCGGGACCCAUCCAGCCUUCUGUCCAUUAUCACCAAGGACACUACCGAGCUUGGGGGUUUCAGCGGAUCGGUCAUGGGCACUCUCAUCGCCGUCACGGUCAACUUGCUCGUCGCCAUCAUCCUCUCGCAUAUCAUGGCCUGGAAGAUCGCCCUUGUCUGCCUCGUGCUGAUCCCUAUUCAGUUUGGGGCUGGUAUCAUGCAAAUGCUAGAACUCGCCCGCCACCAGAGGCGCCACACGGAGGCCUUUUCCAAAGCCGUGGGCAUCACGGUCGAGGCUGUCAACUCCAUCAAGACGAUUGCCACGCUGUCGCUCGAGCAGGAGGUCUACCAGACCUACCGCCGAGUUCUCAAGAAGCCGCGCAAGGAGAUGGCUGGCGCCAGCGCCUACGUCAACCUCUACCUUGCCGUCGCCUACUCCGUUGGCAACUUUAUCUACGCCUUCGCUUACUGGUGGGGUGCUAAGUUGAUCAUCCAGGGCGAGUACGGUCCUACGCAGUUCUUUACCAUUCUCGUGGCCAUGCUGGUUGGUGCUCAGCUCUGGGGACAAAUGUUUGCCCUCGCUCCCGAGGUGACCCGCGCUCGCUUGGCAGCUUCUCGCGUUCUCAACCUCGUCGACCUAGGCCUAGGAGAGGGUGAGAAGCGCCCACCUCUUCCCGACUACGAACCCAAGAGCGAAAAGGACGCCGAGGCCGCGGUAGGAGCACCCGCCAGCUCCGGUCUUCCUGCCGGACACGGAGGCCUCAGGGUCGCUUUCAAGGACGUAACCUUUUCGUAUCCUGCCAGGCCUGAACUUAAAAUCCUGGAACAUGUGUCCUUCGAGCUCGAGCCCGGAAAGUUCUGCGGACUUGUUGGACCCUCCGGAGCGGGAAAGUCUACAAUCAUGUCCCUCGUUCAGGGUAUGUACAAUACUCCUUCCGGAGUGGUCGAGCUUGACGGCGUCGAUAUCGGCCGGUUGGAAAACGCGACCUUUAGGGAUCAGAUCGCCAUCGUACCGCAAGACCCCGCGUUGUUUGACGGCACCAUCAAGUUCAAUAUUGGUCUCGGAGCCAAGCCCGGGCAAGAUGCCACUCAAGAAGAGAUCGAGGCGGCCUGCAAGAUCGCCAACAUGCACGACGUGAUCAUGGCCCUCCCUCAGGGAUACGACACCGAGUGCGGACCCAACGGCUCCAGGCUAUCAGGUGGCCAGAGGCAGAGGUUGGCCAUUGCCCGAGCCCUAGUGAGGAAGCCUAGACUCCUCCUCUUGGACGAGAGCACUAGCGCCCUUGACGCAGAGAACGAGAAGGCUCUGCAAGAGGGGCUGGAGAGGGCGGCGAGGGGCAUUACCGUGCUGGCCAUCACGCAUAGGAUCCACACGGUGAGGAGAGCCGAUGUGAUUCUUGUUGUGGAGGGAGGCAGGAUUGUAGAUCGGGGCACACAUGACGACCUGAUUGUGAGGAGCGAGAGCUAUAGGGCGAAUGCGCUGCAUCAACAACUGCAUUAG
This is a messenger RNA of Scedosporium apiospermum, 4068 nucleotides long. Its product is annotated as ABC multidrug transporter. The coding region runs from base 1 to 4068 and encodes 1355 amino acids. The record is from RefSeq and is a predicted model, not a curated record. Gene Ontology annotation, biological process: transmembrane transport. The transcript is spliced from 3 exons. Lineage: Eukaryota; Fungi; Ascomycota; Sordariomycetes; Microascales; Microascaceae. Gene Ontology annotation, cellular component: membrane. Gene Ontology annotation, molecular function: ABC-type transporter activity; ATP binding; ATP hydrolysis activity.